ACGUAAUAUUUCUGGCUCAGUCGAAAAUAGCCCGCGGGAUAGCAGCGUCGCGCGCAAAUAAAACAAUAUGGGUUGCGGCACUUGUGUUAAAGUUAUAGUUUUCAUCACCAAUAUAUUACUUGCAUUGGCGAGCUUGGCGCUGAUCGGCGUCGGCGUUGCGGCGUUAUUGAUCGUGGGCGGCGAUGGCCCCAUCGUUGUCAUCGUCGUCGGCGCCAUUGCCUUCGUCAUCUCAUUCCUGGGCUGCUGCGGCGCCUUAAUGGACAGCCAGUGCAUGUUGUUCUCUUACUCGAUCCUGCUGAUCAUCCUGAUGAAUCUGACGACCGCAUUGGCGACGGCGAUCGUGGUGGCCCAAGACUCCAUAAAGACCACAGCUACGGCUCUGCUCCAGCAGCAGUUCGAUGCUGACAACCAGUCCAUCUCCUGGCUUGAGGACGCGUUGAAGUGUUGCGGCACGCACGGCGCCCGGUCGUACCCGUACCUGAAGCUGCCAGCGUCUUGCUGCAGCGAAGAUAACUGCACCAUCGUCAACGCCUACCCUGGCUGCAACGGAGCUCUGAAUGAGUUCGUCGAGGACUUCGGGCUGGGCAUCGCUGGCUGCUGUGUACUGCUGGUCGCCAUUGAGUUGAUCGCAGUGAUCUUCGCCCUUUACCUGGCCAACCACGUGGCAAACAAGUACAAGAGCCGCUACUGAUUUCAUUGGUAAAGUGCGUGGUGGGGGAACUAGAAGCGGUCGCACAACUGUGAACUUU
Molecule: messenger RNA, 749 nt
Organism: Cydia fagiglandana
Lineage: Eukaryota; Metazoa; Arthropoda; Insecta; Lepidoptera; Tortricidae
Product: 23 kDa integral membrane protein-like
Exons: 5
Coding region: 68-691 (207 amino acids)
Cellular component (GO): plasma membrane
Source: RefSeq, a predicted model, not a curated record